Fusarium redolens is the source of this 519-nucleotide messenger RNA. RefSeq lists its product as uncharacterized. The record is from RefSeq and is a predicted model, not a curated record. The transcript has a single exon. NCBI's taxonomy places the organism in Eukaryota, Fungi, Ascomycota, Sordariomycetes, Hypocreales, Nectriaceae. Bases 1 to 519 code for a protein of 172 amino acids.
AUGGAUCAACUUGACAACGGUCACCUGCCCAUCGAUAUGAUCCAUCUUCCCUCAGCCGACCCACAUGUCGUCCCUCAGGCUCCCAUCGAAGCCGAGGAAGGUCUGGGCGACGGUGGACUGGCGAACCGCGACACCGACGCUAUUGCUGAUGCUGGCAAUGAUGCCGCAAAAGUUACACAGUCCACGGCUGCGACAGCCAGUGACAGCCAUAUGCCCUCCGCCCAGUCGAAGAGUGACAUUGAGAUGCAAGCGCGGACUCCAUCAAACGAGACUCAUCCCAGCCCGCGGACGACCGCUGUGACAGGUUGGCCAGACAGUUCGAAGCAUACCACGACGACGGCAGAGGACGGACCGCAGUCGGGUCACUUUGCUGGAAACCCGCUGUUAGCGAUCAUCACUAGAGCAUUGUCUCAGAUGAAUUGUUACGAGGAUGCUGGACCAGAUAUGAACAAUAAUACAAGUUGGCCAAUGGGAAGUCAGGGCAUGGUUGGUAUGCCGCCCGCGAUGCCGGCCUGUUGA